AUGCUCAAACAACUCUCAAAUAAAAAGUAAAUCAAGAAGUUAAAAAAGACAAUUCAAAAAUCUCUAAAUAAUGAAGUUCCAAUCCCAGUGUUAGAAGUUUAAGAAAAAUUGAAUAAAGAAAUCGUAACUUUUAUACUUGAUGGAGCAGUCUUAUAAUUAGGAUAAUUGAAAUCAUCAAAAGUUUUACUAAAUUUUGAAGAUCAUUCUAAUUUUAUAACAAAACGAUUAGGAAGGAAUCCAGAAGAUUUCAGGUAUAACUAAAUUAAGCAAAAGGCCAGACAUAGUACAUUAAAGUUUGUUAACACUUCUUGAUAGUCCACUUAAUAAAGCAGGAUUAAUGAAAGUAUUGAUAAGAACAGAAGACAAUAGAUUAAUUGAAAUAAAUCCAGUUACGAAAAUACCAAGAACUUUUAAAAGAUUUAGUGGAAUGAUAGCAAAAUUAUUAGAAACAGCUAAAAUUUAAUCGGAAGAUCAAAUAUUACUCUAAAUACAUAAUGAUACAGUUUAAGAAUAUUUUUCGAAUGAAGCUUUCAUUGUAGCUACAUCACAUAAAGCUAAAUUAGUUGAUCUAUAAGAAUAUAUUUAGAAAAAACAUAAUGUAUAAUAUAAAAUUAUUUUAGAUUGUAUUUGUUAUAGGAGCAGUAGCUAAAGGCAACCCAGGAUUAGAAUGUAAGUUUAGUAAUGAUUGUAUUUCGAUUUCAAGAUAUUAAUUAAGCACAGCAAAUUGUCUAUCUAAGAUUAUUGAUGCAUUUGAGUAAUAUUAUUCAAUAAUUUGAUUAAUAAUAUUUAAUGAUAUACCC
Molecule: messenger RNA, 800 nt
Organism: Paramecium sonneborni
Lineage: Eukaryota; Ciliophora; Oligohymenophorea; Peniculida; Parameciidae
Source: the annotation of a GenBank genome assembly